Messenger RNA from Pezoporus flaviventris, 12825 nucleotides. RefSeq names its product vacuolar protein sorting 13 homolog B (gene VPS13B). The transcript has 62 exons. Bases 73 to 12174 code for a protein of 4033 amino acids. Lineage: Eukaryota; Metazoa; Chordata; Aves; Psittaciformes; Psittacidae. The record is from RefSeq and is a predicted model, not a curated record.
GAUUUAUGAAUAAUAUCUCAUUGUUUUGUUUUUUUCCUUAGUGCUUGCCCUGUAAUACAGAAAUCUUCCAGAAUGCUGGAGUCCUAUGUUACUCCUAUUCUAAUGAGUUAUGUGAAUCGCUACAUAAAGAAUCUGAAGCCUUCAGAUCUACAGUUGUCACUCUGGGGAGGAGAUGUCGUACUUAGUAAACUUGAAUUAAAGCUAGAUGUGCUUGAACAGGAGCUGAAACUACCAUUUACCUUUUUAAGCGGGCAUAUUCAUGAACUUCGGAUUCAUGUGCCAUGGACAAAAUUGGGAUCAGAGCCAGUUGUUAUCACCAUCAAUACAAUGGAAUGCAUCUUGAAAUUAAAGGACGGGGCUCAGGAAGACCACGAAAGUUGUGGUUCCAGUUCAACAAACCGCAGCACCAUGGAAAGCAUGAAAUCAGCAGUAAAACCACGACGAGUUCAGCAGUCAGCUUCUCCUGACCCUGAUUUACCCCCAGGUUAUGUUCAGAGUCUGAUCAGGCGUGUUGUAAACAAUGUCAACAUUGUGAUCAACAAUCUAAUAUUAAAGUAUGUGGAAGAUGAUAUUGUUCUCUCAGUGAAUAUUACUUCUGCAGAAUGCUAUACAGUGGAUGAGUUUUGGGAUCGAGCAUUUAUGGAUAUCUCUGCCACUGAUCUGGUACUGAGGAAGAUGAUCAACUUUUCUGACUGCACAGUAUGUCUUGAUAAGAGAAAUGCUAGUGGUAAAAUUGAAUUUUACCAGGAACCUCUGCUGUACAAAUGUUCCUUCAGGACUCGUCUGCAUUUUACUUACGAUAACCUCAACUCCAAAAUGCCAUCUAUUAUUAAAAUUCACACAUUAGUUGAAAGUUUGAAACUUUCAAUCUCUGAUCAGCAGCUUCCUAUGUUCAUACGUAUAAUGCAACUUGGGAUUGCUCUUUAUUAUGGAGAAAUAGGCAACUUCAAAGAUGGGGAAAGCGAAGAUUUGAUUAGCCACACUAAAGAUAUGUUGGGAAAUAUCACAGGUGCGGAAGAUGAAACAAGCUCAGUAAUGCAAUAUCCUACGCAGUAUAUUAAUCAAGAUCCUUACUUACAUCAAGAUGAUGACCAGCAACAAGGAUGGGUUUCUUGGGCUUGGUCUUUUGUUCCUGCUAUCGUGAGUUAUGAUGAUGAAGAGAAUGAUUCUGCUGGAACUGAUGAUGGAACAAUGCUGCAUCAGCAGAAAUCUCAAUCCCUCAAGGAUCCUAUUGUUUCAGUUGGGUUUUAUUGUACAAAGGCAACAGUAACUUUUAAGCUCACUGAAAUGCAAGCUGAAAGUAGUUAUUACAGCCCUCAGAAAGUUAAAUCCAAAGAAGUUUUAUGCUGGGAACAAGAAGGAACCACAGUUGAGGUCCUUAUGAAAGGUGAACUUUUCUUUGAUUGCCAAAUAGGUUUUGUUGGUUGCCAAGCUAUGUGCCUUAAAGGAAUUAUGGGAAUUAAGGAUUUUGAAGAGAACAUGACUAGGAGCGAUGAAGAGGCCUACUUCUUUAAUUGCGGUGAAAAUUUGAGUGCAAAAGGGAUGACCUACCUUACCAACUCACUAUUUGAUUACAGAAGUCCAGAAAAUAAUAGUAUUCGUGCAGAAUUUAUAUUGGAUGCUGCUCAUCAUAAGGAGGCGUACACAGAGAUAGCUGGAAUGCAGAGGUUUGGGGCUUUCUACAUGGAUUACUUGUACACAAUGGAAAGCACCGGUGGCAAAGUUUCUGGGAAUCAGCAAGACAUUUCUUCAGCAAAGAGUGAAGAUUUUGGAAAUGUUCAGGAGAUGUCUACAAAAUGCCUCAUUGUGGGCCCACUCAGUCUUCGACUGGACAGCAGUGCAGUACAUCGGAUAAUGAAAAUGAUAGUUUGUGCUCUGGAACAUGAAUACGAGCCAUACAGCAGAACUAAGCCAGAUAUUGUGGAUGGAAAUAGAGCUAUACCAAGUUCAGAAGAGGUAGCAUCAUUGGAGGAAUACAUUCCCACUCGACUUACAACGUUCACUGUUCUUAAGUGUACAAUUAUAAUCCCUGUGGCAGAAUUCAAUUUACUAGACCACUUGAUACCAAUAAUCAUGGGUGAGAAGAAUGUAAGUGGCCAGUUAAAUGCUGCAAGCUUCCAGCCCCUGCGGCCUUUACCUUCCAUCCGAAUUUUGGUGGAUAAGGUUAACCUGGAGCACUCAGUGCCGAUGUAUGCCGAGCAAUUGGUGCAUAAGGUCAGCAGCCUUGGCCAACCGUCUGACAACCUGCUCCAUUACUGUUACUCACACUGCUAUCUGAAGAUAUUUGGUUUUCAAGCAGCACUGACUUCUUUGGACAGUAAAGGAUUGUACUGCAUCCCUGUUCCGGUUAUUCCCUCAUUCAGUACUGCGGUUUAUGGCAAGCUGGUCAAGUUUCCCAAAUAUUGGACCAAGCGAACUCAUGUCCCGCUAAGAGAAUGCAUAUUUGAACUUCCUAAUUUGACAGUUCAAGCAACUAGAGCUCAAACACUUCUGCUUCAAACUGUUUAUCAGAGCUGGUGUCAUCCUGUUGGAAACAUCAGUUCGGUGGUGGUAAAUGAAGCUUUACUGAGUGAGGUUUUCCAAACUUCAGGUGUGAAAUCUAAGAAUCCCCUGCCAACUCUUGAGGGCUCAAUCCAGAAUGUUGAAUUGAAGUACUGCGGCACAUCAUUGGUCAAAUGCGCCUCUGGGACCGUGGGAUCAAUAAAAAUUUGUGCCAAAGCCCCAGGUGAUGGUGGAAAAGAUAAGCUGAUUCCUUUAAUUCAAGGCCCUUCUGACACGAGAGACUUGCAUAGCAGUAAAUGGCUCAAUGAGAGUAGAAAGCCGGAAUCUCUCUUAGCUCCAGAUUUGGUAGCCUUUACAGUCCAAAUUCCACAGUAUAUGGACUACUGCCAUAAUUCUGGUGCAGUGCUCUUGUCCAGUAUACAAGGAUUAGCAAUUAACAUCGAUCCAGUCUUGCAUACUUGGCUUACCUACCAACCUCAGAAACGAGCUGGUAGACACAUUCAGCAGCAGUCUGUAGGAACUGUUCCGCUGGGUGUGUCAGCAACUCGGAAAAAAGAGGAUGAAGCAUCAGUUGGAAGUGCACCUUUGGCAAGGCAGCAGUCAAAUCAAGCCUCUGAGUAUGCCAGCAGUCCUGUCAAAACAAAAACAGUAACCGAAUCUCGUCCUUUGUCACUUCCUGUGAAAACCAUGCUGAACUCAUCUGAAAGCUGCAGAAGUCCUGAAGAAAGAAUGAAGGAAUUUAUUGGAAUAGUGUGGAAUGCAGUUAAGUGCCUUACACUUCAGCUUGAAGUGCAAUCUUGUUGUGUAUUCCUUCCGAAUGACAGCUUGCCUUCCCCAAGUACAAUUGUAUCGGGUGACAUUCCUGGGACUGUGCGAAGCUGGUACCAUGGGCAGACCAGUAUGCCUGGCAUACUUGUCAUCUGCUUGCCCCAGAUAAAGAUUAUGAGUGCUGGACACAAACACAUGGAACCAUUGCAGGAAAUCCCAUUUGUUGUGCUGAGACCAAUCCUGGAAGAAGGUGAUGCUUUUCCAUGGACUAUUAGUCUGCAUCAUUUCAGUAUAUAUACUCUUCUUGGGCAACAGAUGACACUUAAUUUAGUGGAACCAAUGGGCUGUACUUCUACUUUAGCUGUCACUUCACAGAAACUGCUUGCUUCGGGGCCAGAAUCCAGACACUCAUUUGUUGUCUGCCUCCAUGUCGACCUUGAGUCCCUUGAAAUAAAAUGCUCCAACCCCCAGGUGCAACUUCUGUAUGAACUGGCUGAGAUCACAACUAAAGUUUGGAAUAAAAUUCAGAGGAAAGGAAUUCUCUAUCAAUCAUCUGUGUAUACUGAAACCAUGACAGGACCUGCUCCUCCUAGCUCUCCAGUUAAAAGUAGUGUUGGAACCGCUCCACCAGAUACCAGCACGUACAGCCCAUCAGCUGAUAUUGGGACCACUACAGAGGGUGAUUCUCUUCAGGGUGGUGAUGAUUCUCCAUUCUCAGACUCCAUUACACUGGAACAAACAACAAGUAAUAUCGGAGUCUCAAGUGGACGUGUCAGCCUAUGGAUGCAGUGGAUGUUGCCAAAAAUUACUAUAAAAUUGUUUGCUCGUGAUCCUAGAAAUAAUGGCACAGAAGUUUGUGUUGUCAGUGAAGUAGAAGAUCUCAGUGCCUCAGUGGAUAUGCAGGAUGUCUAUACCAAAAUCAAAUGUAAAAUAGAAAGCUUCAAUAUUGACCAUUACAGAAACAGUCUUGGGGAAGAUUCUUGGUCUCUGGGGCAAUAUGGAGGUGUGUUCCUUUCCUGUACUGACAAGCUGAACAGACGUACUUUGUUGGUUCGACCCAUCAGCAAGCAGGACCCUUUCAGUAACUUCUCUGGCUUCUUUCCCUCUACAACUGCAAAACUUUUAGAUGGCUCACACCAGCAACAUGGAUUUCUUUCUCUCACUUACACCAAAGCUGUGACAAAAAAUGUCCGACACAAACUGAUAUCAAGAAAUGAACGACGAACAUUCCAUAAACUAUCAGAAGGUCACACUGAUGGCUCUCCUCACUUCCUCCAUGAGAUCCUUCUCUCUGCUCAGGCCUUUGAUGUGGUCCUCUGUUUUCCUUUGCUUAAUGCGAUUGCAAGCAUUUUUCAAGCCAGGUUUGCAAGGAGUCAAAAAGAGAAAAGAAAAUCACCAGGCCAGCCUAUGAGGACUCAUGCUCUAACUUCCCGCAACUUGCCUCUGAUUUACAUUAACACUGGUGUAAUAAGAGUCUUCUUUCCCAAAAAUGAGGAAGAUCGUCACACUGCUGAAGCUAAUCCAGCAAUUAAAGAAGACACUUUGGUUCUCAAGAUUGGAUCUGUGUCUAUGGCUCCUCAGGCUGACAACCCUCUUAGUAGAGCUGUGCUCAGAAAAGACAUUUACCAAAAAGCACUGAAUCUAGGAAUACUUCGAGACCCUGGAUCAGAGGUUGAAGACAGACAGUACCAAAUAGAUCUUCAGUCUAUAAACAUUGGUACUGCUCAUUGGAAUCAGUUGAAACCAGAGAAGGAAAAUGGAAAAGGAGGGGUUUUGACAGAGAGUGAAAGAAAUUCUCAAAAUCCAGCACUUGAAUGGAACAUGGCCAGCAGCAUAAGGCGGCAUCAGGAAAGGAGAGCGAUUUUGACUCCAAUUCUGACAGAUUUCACAGUUCGAAUAACAGCAGCUCCUGCAAUUAUUUUUACAAAAAUUGAUGCUGCAGAGAAUUUACACCAAGAGGAAAUUUUGGUGUGUGGUCAUUCUUUGGAGGUAAAUGUAACAACAAACCUGGAUUUCUUCCUGAAUGUAGCUCAAGUACAACUUCUUCAGCAGCUGGUACAAGCCAAUAUGGUUGGACUGGAACCUUCCAGUAGUACCACUGAGGUUUCCAAACAAGAGCAGAAAAAAAUGGAUGUGUCUGAUGGAGGAACAGUUGAGACCUUAUCCCGUUAUAGCGGGGCACAGGACAGUGGGAUUGGCAGUGACAGUGUUAAGAUCAGAAUCAUUCAGAUCGAGCAGCAGAGUGGUACCAGCCAGCACCGCAUUGCCCGUCCUUCCCACCAGUCUUCCAUCGUGAAGAACCUCAAUUUCAUUCCUUUUGACAUUUUUGUUACAGCAAGUCGAAUCUCUUUGAUGACUUACUCAUGCAUUGCCUUACCUAAAUCAAAGUCAGUACAAGAUCAGAAAGAUGGAGAGAAAAUAAGCAAAAGCUCCUUGAACCUUCCAAAAGCGGGCUCGGGUGGCAACCAUGAUACCAAGAAGUCCAGUCAGCCAUCUAUUUCCUCCAUCACAGCAGACGAUCUUUUGAACAGUAAUGUUCCCCUGUCUGCUGGGAGAAAGAGAGGUCUUUUGUCACUGGAAAGUCUGCAUGCUUCUACAAGAUCGUCUGCUCGACAAGCCCUGGGUAUAACUAUUGUUCGGCAGCCUGGUCGGAGAGGAGCUGGGGACAUAGAGCUACAGCCAUUUCUCUACCUCAUCAUUUCACAGCCCUCUGUGCUACUGAGCUGCCACCACAGAAAGCAAAAGGUAGAAAUAUCAGUGUUCGAUGCUGGUCUUAAAGGAGUAGCCUCAGACUACAAGUCCACAGAUCCUGGGAAGACUCUACCGGAAGCUCUGGAUUAUUGCAAGAUCUGGUUGCAAACAGUAGCAGGAGAGGCAGAUGCUAAAAGUGGUAUUCCUCCACCUCUUAUCACUGUGCAAAUCAAAGACUUCCUUAAUGGACCAGCUGACAUAAAUGUGGACAUAUCAAAACCUUUGAAAGCAAAUCUCAGUUUUGCCAGACUUGAUCAAAUAAACCAGUUUUUGAAGAAAAUCAUAACCACAAAUGAUGAUGAACCCAGGAAGGAGGCUGACCCAUCAGCUGGCAUUAUUCCAGACGAGAAUGGCUCUUCAAUAACCAGAAAUCCCGGUACAAGGGAUGUGCUACCUGCAGUGCACACCCAUGCUGUGCAGAAAGCUUCACUACAAGAAAAGUUAUGGCAAGCCCUUUCCUGCUUCCAGAAAAUUUCUAUUCACACCGUUCAAAUGGUUGUUUCGAUGGAAACCAUCCCGCAUCCCUGUAAACCUUGUUUGUUACUCUCCGUAUCAAACCUCAGAGGGAGCCUGAAUGUUAAAAGUGGACAUAAAACUGCAGGAAUCCAUGGAUCGUCUUUCGUCCUUGACAUAAAAGAUUUCCUACUUAAAACAAGUCUCAAAGAAAGAGCCAGGUCUCUGGUGGGCCCUUUCUGCUGCUCAGUUAAUGUGGAAGCCAAGUGGUGUAAACACAGUGGUGAUCCUGGCCCGGAGCAGUCUAUUCCAAAAAUAUACAUCGAUCUGAGAGGAGGACUGCUGCAGGUUUUCUGGGGUCAGGAGCAUUUGAACUGUUUAGUUCUUCUCCAGGACCUUCUGUGGCAGUACCUCAAUAAAAAGGGCAGUGUAGAAAAAUUGAUACCUAAGCAUACACACCCCACGUGUUUUUCUAUGGAAAGGAAUCAGGCCUCAAAAACUGAGCAUACCUUGGAUGAUCUGAGAACUGGCCUGUUCCAGUAUAUACAAGAUGCAGAAGCACAAAAACUGCCUGGUGCCUACGAAGUUGUGUUUUACAGUGAAACUGAGGAUAGUCCAGGGAUGAUGCUGUGGAGGUAUCCAGAACCCAGAGUGCUCACUCUUGUAAGAAUUAACCCUGUUCCUUUUAAUACCACUGAAGACCCAGAUAUUAGCAUUGCUGACCUUGGAGAUGUUCUUCAGAUUCCUUGCAGCUUGGAGUAUUGGGAUGAGCUUCAGAAAUCAUUUGUUGCAUUCCGGGAAUUCAAUCUGUCAGAAAGCAAAGUCUGUGAACUACAGCUACCAAGUAUCAACCUUGUGAAUGAUCAGAAAGAACUCAUAGCCUCCGACCUGUGGAGGAUUGUCCUGAAUAGCAGUCAGAAUGUGGCUGAUGACCAAAGCUCAGAAAGUGAAUCUGGCUCACAAAGUGCAUGGGAUCAGCUUGUGACUCCCACAGCAUUAGCAGCCUGUACCAGGGUUGACUCCUGUUUUACUCCUUGGUUUGUGCCAUCACUGAGUGUGUCGAUCCAAUUUACCUAUGUGGAAGUCCACCUCUGCCAUCAUCUUGAUCAACUAGGCACAGCACCACCAAAGUUUCUUCAGCCAUUUUCAUCUGAUAAGAACAUGCCGUCUGAACUAGAAUACAUGAUAAUUUCCUUUGUUGAGCCUCAUGUAUAUCUUCGUCAGUGGAGCGAUGAGUUAGUGUUCCAGGAGAUCCAGUUUUCAACUCGAGCCGACUGUAAACUUCUGGAGUGCCGAAACAUGACUAUGCAGAGUGUUGUGAAACCUUUCAAAAUCUGGGGGCAGAUUGCUAUUUCCAGCAGCACAGUAGGAAGGCUCUUGGACUGCACAAUAAUGGUGGACCCCGUUUUCAUCAACUUUGGCCAAUAUGCACUUCAUUCUCUAAAUACAGCAAUUCAAGCUUGGCAGCAGAACCAAUGCCCUGAGGCAGAGGAGUUGGUCUUCAGCCAUUUUGUGAUCUGUAAUGACACACAAGAGACACUGAGGUUUGGCCAGGUGGAUACUGAUGAAAAUAUUUUGCUGGCUAGUCUCCACAGUCACCAGUACAGCUGGCGCUCUCACAAGUCCCCACAGCUGUUACACAUCUGUAUUGAAGGCUGGGGAAACUGGCGGUGGUCUGAACCAUUCAGUGUGGACAAUACAGGGACCUUUAUUCGUACCAUUCAGUACAAGGGCCGGACAGCAUCACUUAUUAUCAAAGUUCAGCAGCUCAGUGGAGUGCAAAAGCAAAUCCUAAUCUGUGGAAGGCAGACUGUCUGUAGUUACCUUUCCGAAAGUAUUGAACUGAAAGUGGUUCAGCAUUACAUUAGCCAGGAUGGACAGGCCAUAGUAAAAGAACACAUCAACUGCCUCGCAGCCAAGCAGAAGUUGCCUUCAUAUGUCCUAGAAAAUAAUGAGCUUACUGAACUGAGUGUGAAAGCUACAGGAGAUGAAGACUGGUCCCGAGAUGUAUGUCUAAGUUCUAAACAUACAGAACACAGCACUGUCAUUCAGGUACCAUCUUCAGAGAGUUCAAUUACAUAUGUGUGGUGCACCAUUUUGACUUUAGAGCCCAACUCUAAUGCACAGCAACGAUUAAUUGUUUUCAGCCCUCUUUUCAUUGUAAGGAGCCAUCUUCCAGACCCAAUUAUCAUACAUUUAGAGAAAAGAAGUCUGGGACUGAAUGAAACACAAGUGAUUCCAGGGAAAGGGCAGGAGAAAGCACUGCAAAAUAUAGAACCUGAUCUUACACACCACCUGACAUUUCAAGCCAGGGAGGAAGAUGAUCCAUCAGAGUGUGCAGUCCCUAUUUCAACCACGCUAAUUAAACAGAUAGCGACUAAAUCCCAUGCAGGUGGCAAUGUCAACCAAAUACUGUCCGAGUUCUAUGGCGCCACUAAUCCUCCACAGCCUACAUGGCCAUAUAAUAGGAAGGAUUCAGACGGCAAUGAGCAACUCUCCCAGUGGGAUAGCCCAAUGCGGGUAAAGCUGUCGGUGUGGAAACCGUGUGUUAAAACUCUGUUGAUUGAACUUCUGCCCUGGGCUUUGCUUAUCAAUCAGUCCAGGUGGGACCUGUGGCUGUUUGAAGGAGAGAAGAUUGUUCUUCAAGUACCUACUGGGAAAAUAAUUAUACCUCCCAACUUUGAGGAAGCUUUUCAGGUUGGAAUAUACUGGGCAAACACUAAUACUGUGCACAAAUCAGUGGCAAUUAAACUGGUUCAUAAUGUGACCUCCCCAAAAUGGAAGGAUGCCGAUAAUGGGGAAGUAGUAACAUUGGAUGAAGAAGGUUUUGUUGAAGCUGAGAUAAAACUUGGUGCUUUUCCAGGUCAUCAAAAGUUGUGUCAGUUCUGCAUUUCUUCAAUGGUUCGACAAGGUAUACAAAUUUUACAAAUAGAAGAUAAGACAACAGUGAUCAAUAGUACACCAUAUCAAAUCUAUUAUAGGCCACAGCUUUCAAUUUCCAAAACCCACUCAGGAGAAGAGGACUUCCAUUCACCAGACAGUACGGUGUUCAGCAUCAGUCCAGCUGGGGCACCACCUAGUGAGGUGCUGAGUGCUGUGCCCUGCUGGGACCUGAUGUCAGACACCACUCCCUUAACUUCAGGGGUGCCUCUUACUGAAAAACGCAUGCUGCUGAGUUUCAGUCCAGGCGGCUGUGCAGGGAGCUGUGAGCUGUGGAGUCUACCAGCUGUCAUUAAACAAGAGUUCGCUAGACAGAGCGUGGCAGUGCCCACAGGGGUCUUUAGUGAAAGUGGAUUUUGUACCAGAGCUAUAGCCCUCACUUACCAAGAGCAUCUUGGUGUGACGUACCUAACACUUACAGAAGAUCCUAGCCCUCGUAUAAUUAUUCACAAUAGGUGCUCUGUUCCAUUGCUUGUAAAAGAAAACUUCAAAGAUACACCAAAGUUUGAAGUUUAUUGUAGAAGGAUUCCAGCUGAAUGUUCAGUUCAUCAUGAACUUUACCAUCAAGUCUCCAGCUAUCCAGAUUGCAAAACAAGAGAUUUGUUGCCCAGCAUUCUUCUGAAAGUGGUGUCAUAUGAUGAAUUAGUAAAUGAAUGGAGUGAUUUUGUGGAUAUCAACAAUCAAGGAACACAGAUUGUGUUCUUAACUGGCUUUGGCUAUGUUUAUGUGGACAUUGCCCAUCAGUGUGGAACAAUAGUCAUAACCUUGGCCCCAGAAGGAAGAGCAGGACCUGUCGAGAUCAACCUCAACAGAAGUCAAGAGCAGACCCUAUCACUGAAAAUGUUCAUCGGUCAGUUGAGUCUUGCUGCCUUUGAUGAUAUUACAAACCACAAAGUGUCAUCUGAACUUCUGCGUCUCACAGCAGACCACAUGUUCCUCCACAUGGCUCCAGCCAACAGCUACCUGAGACCCCUAUCGCAGGAGUUCCAGUGGGACGCCAUGGAAGGCCUCCCCCAGUUUCAUAGUCUCCAAGUGUAUUGUGAAGACUUGCAACUAGACAAUCAGUUGUACAGCAAGUCCAAUUUCCAUUUUGCAGUCCUGCUGUGCCAAGGAGAAAAAAAUGAGACUGUGCAGUGGUCCAGAGUGAGCAACCUCACUGUUUGUAACAAAGAUUUGGAAAGCUAUAAAGAAAGCUGUUUUAUAAAACUCUGCAUUGCUUUUUCUGAGGAAGAGAAUUUCAUGUUUCACAUAAAUGACCUCAGCUUUGAGCUCAAACCAGCUAGGCUGUAUGUGGAAGACACCUUUGUUUACUACAUUAAGACUUUAUUUGAUACAUAUCUUCCAGAAAACAAAACCACUUUUCAAUCCAUGCAUACUUCAGAUACUACCCUGGUGCUGCCUGAACAAGUGAGAGAGCAUGCAAGAGCUUUGGUCAAGCCAGUGAAGCUAAGAAAAUUAACAAUACAACCUGUUAAUCUCCUUGUCAGUAUUCAUGCUUCACUGAAACUGUAUAUAGCCUCAGAUCACACCCCUCUCUCUUUCUCUGUGUUUGAGCGAGGACCCAUCUUCACCACUGCCAGGCAACUUGUCCAUGCCUUGGCCAUGCAUUAUGCUGCUGGAGCACUUUUCCGAGCAGGCUGGGUUGUCGGAUCGUUGGAAAUUCUUGGGAGCCCGGCUAGCCUGGUGAGAAGUAUAGGGAAUGGCAUAGCCGAUUUCUUUAGGCUCCCCUAUGAAGGGCUGACCAGAGGCCCGGGAGCAUUUGUCAGUGGAGUUUCCAGAGGAACAACAUCAUUUGUAAAACACAUUUCCAAAGGUACACUGACAUCAAUUACCAAUCUGGCAACAAGUCUUGCUCGGAAUAUGGAUAGGCUGUCACUGGAUGAGGAGCAUUACAACAGACAAGAAGAAUGGAGAAGGCAGCUUCCAGAGAGCCUGGGAGAAGGACUGAGACAGGGGCUCUCUCGUUUAGGCAUUAGCCUUCUAGGUGCAAUUGCUGGGAUUGUGGAUCAGCCGAUGCAGAAUUUUCAGCGAGUGUCUGAGGCCCAGGCUUCAGCUGGGCAUAAAGCCAGAGGGGUCAUCUCGGGUGUGGGGAAAGGAAUCAUGGGGGUCUUCACAAAGCCCAUCGGAGGAGCAGCUGAGCUCGUCUCCCAGACAGGUUACGGUAUUUUGCAUGGAGCUGGACUUUCUCAGCUUCCCAAGCAGCGCUCUCAUCCAGAUGAUCAACGUGUUGAGCAGGCUCCAAAUAGCCACGUCAAAUAUGUCUGGAAAAUGCUGCAAUCUCUGGGAAAGCCAGAGGUCCAUAUGGCCUUAGACGUCAUGAUUGUGAGUGGAUCAGGCCAGCAGCAUGAAGGCUGCUUGCUGCUCACCUCAGAGGUACUCUUUGUGGUCAGCAUCAGUGAAGACACGCAGCAGCAGGCAUUCCCCGUGACUGAAAUAGAUUGUCUGGAAGAUGAUCAGCAAAAAGAUGUGCUGAAGGUGCAGCUGAAACAACAGCGAGUGCCUUCUGAAUUGGAGGCAGAUGGAGCUAGAGAGAGACUAUCAGAACAACAAUACAACCGCCUUGUGGAGUACAUCACAAAGACAUCGUAUCACCUCGCUCCCAGCACCUCAACACUGCCAGCGUUGCAGACCGUGGCUAUUGAACACCUUCCAACUACAAUGAAAACAUACCAAUAUGUAGUUGAUCCAAAUUUUGCCCAAGUAUUCAUUAGCAAAUUCACCAUGGUGAAAAAUAAAGCCUUGAGAAAAGGAUUUAAUUAAUAACAAUUGUGAUUGUUUUACAGUUUGUGAGAAAAAAAAAAAGACUCUUUCUGGGCAGAGUUUGAUUACUUUAUAAACCAAAUAUGAUUAUGGCAGUUUUAAAACCCAAAAGCUUACUUAGUGUUCAACUAUGUGUCUUACUUUUCCCCUCUUUUCUAUGUACUUAUGGACAUGAAUUUUGUAUGGGGAUUCCUGAACAUGGCCAGAAUUGGAGACAAGAACUGGAAUAAAAGCCGAUCAUCAUUUGAAGCAGAUGCAUAUGCUUUAUAGUUAAUAACUUCUAUGCAUACUUGAUACGACCAAAUGCACAGUGAAUUAGUAACUGCAAUGUUUUUCUCAUGAGUUCUGUUUUGUUAAAGGGUAUUUGUAAAAGCCAUGUCUCUCGUGUACCGAAAAUACAGAAGCCUGGGAUCUGCAUCGCCCUUUUCUGACUGUGAAAUAAGCCCAUCCAUUAUCAACAUUUCAUACAGUGAUUUAAUAACUUAUUCAUUGUUGAAAUAAUGCUGUUUAAAAAAAUGUAUGUAUAUACGCACACAUGCUUAAUUCCUAAAUAUUUUAUGGAAAUAGUUUAAUACUUCUAAUUUUGCAUAUUGGUGGACAAAUUGUAAUAUAAUGAGAUUGUUUAGAGAUAAUAAAGCUAUUCCUAUAAUA